Molecule: messenger RNA, 2082 nt
Organism: Aspergillus chevalieri
Lineage: Eukaryota; Fungi; Ascomycota; Eurotiomycetes; Eurotiales; Aspergillaceae
Product: shugoshin family protein
Exons: 4
Coding region: 1-2082 (693 amino acids)
Biological process (GO): meiotic chromosome segregation
Cellular component (GO): nucleus; chromosome, centromeric region
Source: RefSeq, a predicted model, not a curated record
AUGGCUAGAUUAAAUGAAUCUACUGCACCUACCGAAUCUAUUGAAAUUCUUAAACGGAGAUUUGUGAGGCAAAAUCGUGAAAUUGCUCGAGUCAAUUCGAUACAGUCCCUUCGCAUCCGCAGCCUCGAAUCCGAAGUCUCCCACCUUUUGUCUGAAAAUGUAUCACUCCGGGAGCAGACUAUAUCCCUCGGUCAAGAGCUGGAAAGAUAUGAAGCAGUCAAAAUGCUACAUGAUGGUGUAUAUGACAUCAAAGCGAAGCUAGAUAGCAAACUGGCGGAGCUUGGUAGCUUGGUAACGGAUCUGGGGGCACUACCACGCAGACUUGGCAAACUAUGCGACGAACGAGCAGAGUCUACCGGCCCAGGGCAUUCGCGAUUGUCAAACUUGGAUUGGAGACGCAGGGCAACGGACGCUGAAUACCAUGCUGUCACUGAAGAUGGAAAACUUCCAGUGAUACUUGAAGACAAGUGCUACCCACGGAAGACAUUAGAUCCCCAGGAGCUGCGCGACAUCAUCCAUAAUGAGGAAUGCUCUCCAAGAUCGCCUGAGAUAGAAGAAGUCACACCAAUUGAGAAAGAAGAGGAACGCAUUCACUUCAAUCCAGAGCUUCCAGAGGGUCUGGCUGGUUAUCAGAUAAUGGACACCGAUGCUGAAAAGAUCGGUACCUUACUUCCUCCAACUCUCGAAACGAGAAAGAAGAGAAAACCUAGCCCUGUCGCAGUGAACAAGAUGGAACGUGCCUUCAGCCCUGACGCGGUUCCUAUGCAUCACGACAUGAACCUCUCACUGAAAUCAGGAGCCAAGCGAAAAUUUAUGUCGGAAGAAGCCGAGUUGUUUUCGUCAGCAGCAACGGAAGAUGGCGAUGAUGAUUUUCAAUAUAGCCGAGCUAGCCAUCUACAGAGCCCGGAAGACCAUCACACAUCCAUAUAUGAUGAAUUUUCGCCGUCUAAAACCCAGGUAGAGAAAGGGGGGGGGUCGAGGGAUCGUGGUUCAUCCAAGCGAAAAGUGCUUGAGCCGAAGAGCACAAACAUCAACGCGGCUCUAUCAAAACGGGACCGGGCUGUACGGGAUCAGAAAGCCCAGGACAAAGUUCACCUACAGGAUACAGACUGUCAAUAUUCAACCAAUGGAAGAAGGGAAAUGAGCAACCAAAAAAAUGGAAUGAAUGCGGAGCCGCUCGCCCAUGACGUUAAUCGAUCAGCCACAGAAGAUGACAGCGUAAAGCAUUCUGUUGAGUGCCGAACAUCGAAGCAAAAUUCAUCAUCCGCACCAGAAAUACCUGAAGACGAGGCAAGCUCUAGUGCGUUGAGUGCAACCCGGCCCACAAGGCGUCAGAGAUCUGUCGUCAGCUAUGCAGAGCCCAACCUCAGAGACAAAAUGAGGCGACCUACAAGCGAGUUUGCGGAUGCGGUUACGGGUGGUAACCCUCGAAGAAGGUCGAACAUCCAAAGCUCCCACCCGAAUGCUAGCGAUGGGGGGGACAAUCAGAUAAAUAAGGAUUUGAGCAGCAAGCGAAGCUCUUAUCACUUUGAGACAAUCGACGGUGUUCAAAAUCCCUCUUUUGAAAUACAGGAGGAAGAUGUCGCUUCUGGGAAUCCAAUGACCACGGUUUCCCAGAGGAAACGCAAGACUUUACCUGCAAGCAGCGACGGCCCCUCUGUUGAGGCCAUGGCACCGACACAUCCAACACGACAUCGCAGUAUUUACAACGGGCAACUGACCGAUAACGAAGCUAGUCUCGAAAAUGAUCUUGUCCAGAAAAAUUCCGCUUCAUCCGCAAAGUCAGCCACCAGAUACGCUCGACGUCACUCAUCAAACCCUAGGGGACAAAUCCUUGCGUCUGAGAGUGGCACUGGUUCGACCGGAGAAGCCAAGCGCGACCAAAGUCGAGUAAAUCCUACAGGUACAUUGGCAUUGGAUUAUGACGAAUCUAUGUUGGCUAUAUCAAACAAUACUUCUCUGGGGCCAGAAGCAUGUACGCAAUCAAUGAACUCCCAGACAGAUGUUGAACGUGGCAUGGUUUCAGGGACAGAUGGCAGAGCCAGGCGUACAGGUACCAGGAGAAGAAGCAUGAUGAUAUAA